AUGUCAGAGACAUCAUCUUCCAAGCCCCGUAUCAUCCUCGGCUUGAUGACAUUCGGCCCAGACCCCAACCUAGGAGCCCGAAUUACAUCCCUCGACGAAUUCGGUCAAUGCCUAGACUAUCUGAAGUCAUCCGGUUACUUUGAGGUCGAUACAGCACGCAUGUAUCUCGGCGAAAAACAGGAAGAAUUCACCGCCGCAGUUGGUUGGAAAGAACGUGGCCUGAGCCUCGCAACAAAAGUCUACCCUACCAAACCAGGCAUGCACAAGCCUGCAGAGCUGCGCAAGAAAUUCGACGAAUCCUUAGUCGCGCUGGAGACGGAACAAGUCGAUAUCUUUUACUUGCAAGCCGCUGAUCGAUCUGUCCCCUUUUCCGAGACCCUUGAAGAAGUUAAUAAGCUUUAUCAAGAGGGUAAAUUCAAGCGUUUGGGGCUGAGCAAUUAUACCUCCUUUGAGGUUGCGGAGAUUGUUAUCCUUUGUACGGAGAGAGGUUGGGUUCGUCCGACGAUUUAUCAAGCUAUGUACAACGCUAUCAGUAAGUUUUUUUACUUCGAUUCUCAGAAACUCGCAGUGUACGUAACGGCAGCUAACCGAGAUCAAUCAGCACGAAACAUCGAGACAGAACUCAUCCCCUGCUGCCGCCGCUACGGACUGGAUAUCGUUGUCUACAACCCCCUCGCCGGUGGCGUUCUCUCGGGAAAAUACAAAGCAGACGCCGUAACGCAAGCACCAACGGAAGGACGAUUUAGCGACAAAAACACCACGGGCGCCUUGUACCGAAAGCGCUACAUGAACCAACCGAUUCUAGAUGCAGUCAAUCUGAUCAGCCCGAUCGCCGCAAAAUACAACCUGACAUUGCCGGAAAUUGCUUUCCGUUGGCUGAAUCACCACUCGCAGCUGCGGUUGGGGAAGGAUGGUAUUCUGAUUGGUGUCAGUAGUAUCGAGCAGCUUCAUGCCAAUAUUGAUGCUACGCAGAAAGGUGGCUUGCCGCAGGAAGUGGUGGAUGUUCUCGAUGAGGCGUGGAUGUGUGUUAAGGCUACCUCGGCUGAUUAUUGGCAUCUUGAUUUGAAGUAUACGUAUGAUACUGAGGCAGCGUUGUUCAAGCAGUGA
This is a messenger RNA of Penicillium waksmanii, 1107 nucleotides long. Its product is annotated as aldo/keto reductase family protein. Bases 1 to 1107 code for a protein of 368 amino acids. Lineage: Eukaryota; Fungi; Ascomycota; Eurotiomycetes; Eurotiales; Aspergillaceae. The record is from RefSeq and is a predicted model, not a curated record. The transcript has a single exon. Gene Ontology annotation, molecular function: oxidoreductase activity.